AUGACUUCACGCAUCAUCCUAGUUACUGGCGCCAACCGAGGUAUCGGGUUUUGUAUCGCCCAAGUACUUGCACAAAAGAAUGUCGAAGACACUGUCAUUAUCACAGCUCGUGGACAGGAAUCGGCGUCACAAGCAAUUCAGAAGUUGAGAGGAUUGGGAGCACGAACUCACUUGGACUCGGCAGUGCUUGAUGUCACAAGCGAUGAAAGCAUUCAUGCGCUGAUAUCAGUGAUACAAGAAAGAUAUGGAAGGCUCGAUGUCCUCAUUAAUAAUGCAGGCAUCGCAGCGGUGCCAUCUUCUGACCUCUCUGACUAUCGCCAGGUGUAUAAUGCGAUCCUGAAUACCAAUGUCACUUCAGUCGGGCUCAUGAUCACACUUCUUCUGCCUCUUCUGCUCAAGUCUCCAAACCCGAAGGUCAUCAACAUCUCUUCCGGUCGCGCAUCUAUCACAAGGCUCACCUUGGGUGAUCUUCCCGCGACAGUCAGUGUGCCUUAUAGUGUUUCGAAGGUUGCUCUGAAUGUCAUGACUCUUGAAAUGGCUAAAGCUGAGCCGAGGGUUGCCUUUUUCCUGGCAAAUCCUGGCCACUGCAAGACUGCAUUCAACGGAUACAAAGGCAAGAAGGACCCACUUCUGGGUGCCGAGGUGGCUGCCAAUCUUGUCUAUGGUGAUUACAAGAGUGGUUUUUGGCACAAUGAUGGAGGAGAAAUGGAGAUGAUGCCCUGGUAG
This is a messenger RNA of Aureobasidium melanogenum CBS 110374, 726 nucleotides long. RefSeq names its product NAD(P)-binding protein. The transcript is spliced from 2 exons. NCBI's taxonomy places the organism in Eukaryota, Fungi, Ascomycota, Dothideomycetes, Dothideales, Saccotheciaceae. Gene Ontology annotation, molecular function: oxidoreductase activity. Gene Ontology annotation, cellular component: membrane. The record is from RefSeq and is a predicted model, not a curated record. The coding region runs from base 1 to 726 and encodes 241 amino acids.